Molecule: messenger RNA, 1165 nt
Organism: Fragaria vesca subsp. vesca
Lineage: Eukaryota; Viridiplantae; Streptophyta; Magnoliopsida; Rosales; Rosaceae
Product: 50S ribosomal protein L12, chloroplastic-like
Exons: 1
Coding region: 69-632 (187 amino acids)
Biological process (GO): translation
Cellular component (GO): ribosome
Molecular function (GO): structural constituent of ribosome
Source: RefSeq, a predicted model, not a curated record
CCUCCCUUCUUCUUCUUCAUCUUCUUCCUCUCAACACUCUCAGACCCAAAAUUCAAACCAGAGAAACAAUGGCAGCCUCUCUCUCUACUCUCACACUCACCACUCCUUCUUACGCCGCAACCACCUCCUCCUUCCCCUCCCACACUCCCAAACCCUCCCUCCAAUUCCCCUUCUCCCCUCACCAAAACCCCACCCUCUCCCACCGCGCCACCCACCUCCGCCCCGUCGCCGCCGUCGCCGCCCCGGAGAAAAUCGAGAAGCUCGGCGCCGACAUCUCCAGCCUCACUCUCGAGGAGGCCCGCGUCCUCGUCGACUACCUCCAGGAGAAGCUCGGCGUCUCCGCCGCCGCCCUCGCCCCCGCCGCCGCGGUCGCCGCGGCCCCCGGCGCGGGCGACGCGGCGGCCGUGGUGGAGGAGAAGACGGAGUUCGAUGUGGUGAUUGAGGACGUGCCGAGCAAUGCCAGAAUCGCGGUGAUUAAGGCGGUUAGGGCUUUGACGAGCUUGGCGUUGAAGGAGGCCAAGGAGCUUAUUGAAGGGCUGCCCAAGAAGUUUAAGGAGGGAGUGUCUAAGGAUGAUGCUGAGGAAGCCAAGAAGCAGCUAGAAGCGGCUGGAGCUAAAGUUGGAAUUGUCUGAGAGGAUAAGUGCUUUUCUUAGCUAAGUGCUUUUUGUGAUUUGUUUGUACUAUUUUGUGCGUUUUGGAAAUCUGUUUAGGGGUAAAAUGUGAUUGAUAUCUUUUGCUUCGGAUUCGAUUUCAAUGCAUUUGGAAUUGUAAUUUCUAAGGAGAAGAGGAGUUGGUUACUUGUGGCUGUGUAGCUUUUGGUAAUGUGGUCUUGGUUGGUAUGAUUUUGGUUGUGUGGAAAUGUAGAUGAUGGAUAGGGUUUAUGAUUUGAAGUUGGAACUAGGAGAAGAAUUGCAUCAUGUUUUAGCAAUGUUCUAAAAAUGGGGUGCUUCACCGUUAAUCCUGCCUAGGCGCUAGGCGGUGCUUCACCGUUUCCGUCUAGAGAGCUAGAAAACCGAUUAAUCCCUGAUUAACCCGUUUAGAGUCACCGGCUGUCCGCCCGACUAGCAUCUAGCGUUUUUUAGAACAUUGUGUUUUAGCUACUUGAUUGGGCGGUGCCAAAUGCUUUCUGUACUUCUAUAUACGCUAAUGAGGAAGAAUACUAGCA